Messenger RNA from Zea mays, 2051 nucleotides. RefSeq names its product Polygalacturonase QRT3. Lineage: Eukaryota; Viridiplantae; Streptophyta; Magnoliopsida; Poales; Poaceae. The transcript is spliced from 2 exons. The coding region runs from base 572 to 1825 and encodes 417 amino acids. Gene Ontology annotation, molecular function: polygalacturonase activity. The record is from RefSeq and is a predicted model, not a curated record.
CAGAACGGGUUCGGUCUGCACGCAUUGCGCUUGCGGCCGGAGCGCUGGCGGAGGCGCGGUCAAUAGGGGGCCGUGGUAUUCAAUGGCGUAGUUGGACGCUGCGCCUGCGUGCGCUGGCUGGAGUUUUUACAUUGGCAGGACCGAACGAACGAACGAGUGAAUGACCAGCUGCGGUUCCGUUUUUCGGUCGGCCUCCGCUGUUGAAGCAGAGCAUGCGAGCAGAGUACGAUGGGGUGGGGGAAAAAUGACCCUUUCCACCUGCCUUGUAACCAUCGCGGCAACAUGGGCGCGCCACCAAGCCUUAUUAGCUGGUGGACGGCGUUGGCGUCUCACACAGUCACACCACCUAUAUAUCCUCCUCCUCCUCCAUGACUACUCUCUGCUGUGCUGCGCAGGUGCAAGUGCGACCCAACCCAGCCGGGAAAGGAAAGAGGAAAGGGAGGGAGGGAGGGGACCGUUGCAGUUGCAGCCAUUGAUGCGCCAGCAGUAGCGCCAGCAGAGCGGAGCGGAGCGGCACCGGCCUGCAGCUCAGCGCCAGGCUCAAGAGACCGAUAGGGCAAGGGGGUUAAGCAUGGAGCCUGCGGCGGGACGGAGAGCGAGAUGUCUGCUGUUGCCUCUACUUGUGGGGGCUCUCGCCCUCGCAUUGGCCGGCGCUGCGACUGCGACCGCGUGGCCUCACCCUCACGGCGGCGCCGCCGGUCUUGGACAUGGCGCUGGCGCCGCAGCCGCGGGUGCGGGCAGGCCGGGCGGCGCCGAGCGCUGGUACAGGGAUCUCGCGCUCAGGAGGAUGGAGAGCGUCAGAUCCUCCUUCGGGGCCAGAAGAGAUUUGGCGACGAUCCACAGCGGGUCGCUGCGCGCGUCCGACGACUUCCCGACGGACCGGUACCUGAUCGAGCUGUCGGCGGCCAAGAGCGGCCGGAGCUACGACUACGAGUACGCCACGCUGCGGGACCUGAUGCUGGACUGCAGCUACCGCGGCGGCGGCGUGGCGGUGGUGGACUCGCUCCGCGUCGCCGUCGACAACUGCUACGUGGCGCACUUCGCGUCCGACGGCGUCGCGGUGCGCGGCGGCCACGAGACGCUCAUCCGCAACACCUACCUCGGCCAGCACAUGACGGCCGGGGGCGACCCGGGGGAGCGCGGCUUCACGGGCACGGCCAUCCGCCUCGACGGCAACGACAACUCCGUGUCCGACGUCGUCAUCUUCUCCGCGGCCACGGGGAUCAUGGUCACCGCGCCGGCCAACUCCAUCUCCGGCGUGCACUGCUACAACAAGGCCACGGGCUUCGGCGGCACCGGCAUCCACCUCAAGAUCCCGGGCCUCACGCAGGCGUGGAUCAGCAACUGCUACAUGGACUACACCAGCAUCGUCGCCGAGGACCCCGUGCUGCUCCACGUCUCCGGAUCCUUCUUCCUCGGCGACGCCAACGUCGUGCUCAAGGCCGUCAGCGGCGUCGCCAGGGGCGUCCAGGUCGUCGGCAACAUCUUCAGCGGCCGGGACAAGGGCGUCGACAUCGUGCAGCUGGACGGCGCCUUCGCCACCGUGGACCAGGUGUACGUGCAGCAGAACUCCGCCACGGGGAUGACCGUCAGGUCCACCUCCGCGCGCGCAUCGCUCGAGGGCAACGGGACCUCCUGGACGCUCGACUUCUCGCCGGUGCUGCUGUUCCCGGACCGCAUCGGCCACGUGCAGUACUCGCUCGUCGCCGGCGACGAGUUCCCGGGCCACACGCUCCGGAACGUGUCCGGGAACCAGGUCGUGGUCGCCACCGACAAGGCCGUCUCGGCCACGGUCCACGUCUUGGUGGACCAGAACAGCGACUGAGAUAAGAUAAGAGACACUCGAGAGUGCCUGCGUGCACGCAGUAUGCGUGCUGCUGCCUGCUCGCGCGGCUGCUGCGGAGCAAGGCGUUAUUCCUUCGUUUCUUUCUUCUCCAAAAUUUCAGCCAUUCAUGUCGUCGGGAAGAUGACAAUUGUUUGAUGCGACAAAAUGCUCCAGAAUGGAUCAUUCUUUUGCUGUAUGAAAUGAAAUGAUUCAGAAGCUCCAUCAA